AACUCGGGAAUUUUCUAGUGUCACAUGUCCCAGGCUGGAAGGGGUGGAUUUCAGUGCUUCUGAUGCAACCCCCUUUGUUGUUUUCUGCAGUUCUUACUAACAGUCCGUUCGGAGCAGCUGUCCGUUAGUCGAUAAUCUUUGCAACCAGUUUCUGAAGGUCUAAAUAUCAGAAGUUCUUCUCCCUCCUGUCUUUCACAAUGGGUGACAUUAGCAAACUUGAGACUCAAGAACUGCUCACUUGUCUUCACGUACAACUUUUCCACCCGAAUCAAGCCAACCGUCCGCUCUUCCACAACCUGCCCUUGAACGAACCAUACGAAAUGGACGCUGAAGAUCCACUCAGGCUUGGCCGUGAUGGAGAAACCUGCCUAUUUGUGCUAAAUGACACCACUGUCUCCAGAAAACAGCUCUCAGUACAGGCGUACAGAAAACCCAACAGCUCUAUCUUGAGCUUCACCAUCCAGAACUUGAGCCAGAAAGUCAAUCUGAUGGUCGGCGGCUCUGAACUGAAACACCUUGAACGAGCUGAGCUUAAUGACAAAGUGCUCCUCCGUUUCGGACGAUACGAGCUGCUGAUUUGGCAGGAACCUGGAGAUUCAAAGAAUAAAUUUGAAAUCCUGUUUGAAACAUGCAAUACUUCCCCUUCACAGGAAAUGGGUAUCGGUGUGCCAUGCAGGCAGCCUGUGAUGGACUCCGGCUUGCCUUGGAGAAACAGUGAGAAUGGAGGACCUACAAGCCAAGAGCCUCUGGAGUCUGAUGAGACGAUUUUCGUGGUAUAGAUACAAUGCUUUUUCAAAGAUUACACUAAUGUGUUUUAAGAGGAAAUACAGCUUCAGUCUUUGAAUUUCACAAUUUCAAGUUUAGUGUUACCAGCCAUUUCCAUGCAGUUAUUUGUGGCAUUACAAUGAGUUACACUCCAAUUUAAUUUUGAGUGUAUAUUGGGGCUUGCUCUGCACGGCAGCAGUUGACCACUCUAUAAAUUGUAUAUUAUUAUAAUUAUUAUUAUCCUUGAUGUUAUUACUGUAUUAUUAAAUAGUCAGAGGCUACUAAAAUGCUGCUUUAGCUUGUGUUGCAAGAGACAUUACAAACAUUGUUAUCAUUUCCACUGGAAUGCAGCAUGUUUGUGCAUACGGUAUCAUUGUUUUCCUUCAUUUGCACAGAUAUUUUAAGUUGUACUUUAUUUUAUUGUAUAUUCGUUAUGCAUUUGCUCACAACAAGCAUUGUGUUUUCUCUCCAUUAUUGUUCAAUGCAUCUGUGAGACUAUUAUAUAUUUUGAUUUGUUUUGUAUUUAUUGUUACAUUGUGCAACGUGAAUCAGUCUCUUAAAAAAUGUGAAAUACCAUGAUUGAAGCAUUAUUCAUAUAUCUUGCAUUAUAUCAUAUAUAUAAUAAACUUUUUUACACAUAUUUUA
Danio rerio (zebrafish) is the source of this 1410-nucleotide messenger RNA. The record is from RefSeq and is a predicted model, not a curated record. Lineage: Eukaryota; Metazoa; Chordata; Actinopteri; Cypriniformes; Danionidae.